AUGCUCACCAGAUCCCUCCAAUCAACCAACAAGAAGCCCCCUUCCAAGAAGCAGUGCCCCCACAAUUCGCCGCCCCUCUUCGACUGCGACUGCUUCCACUGCUACACCAGCUUCUGGUUCCGCUGGGACUCCUCCCCCAACCGCGAGCUCAUCCACCAAGCCAUCAAAGCCUUCGAGGACCACUUGAACUCCAGCGACUCUCUCAACAACUCCCCCAAGACCAAGCACAGGGACAAAUUGGCCCUCCGCAACAAACCCCUAAUUUCCUCGCUGCCCAAAAAUCAAGAAAUUCCCAUCUCCUCCGUCGAGCCACCGCCCGAUGCUGAGGCUGAUGGUGAUGAAUUAGCCACGGGAGUGAGUGGGAAGAAGGAGAUGGAGGACAACUGUGUGGCAGAGCCGGCGGCGAGGCCGAGGACGCAUAAAUGGGCUUUUGCAGUAACAAACUACUAG
This is a messenger RNA of Salvia splendens (bonfire salvia), 450 nucleotides long. RefSeq lists its product as uncharacterized. Bases 1 to 450 code for a protein of 149 amino acids. NCBI's taxonomy places the organism in Eukaryota, Viridiplantae, Streptophyta, Magnoliopsida, Lamiales, Lamiaceae. The record is from RefSeq and is a predicted model, not a curated record. The transcript has a single exon.